Molecule: messenger RNA, 1608 nt
Organism: Cryptomeria japonica (Japanese cedar)
Lineage: Eukaryota; Viridiplantae; Streptophyta; Pinopsida; Cupressales; Cupressaceae
Product: L-type lectin-domain containing receptor kinase IX.1-like
Exons: 2
Coding region: 1-1608 (535 amino acids)
Biological process (GO): protein phosphorylation
Cellular component (GO): plasma membrane
Molecular function (GO): ATP binding; protein kinase activity; carbohydrate binding
Source: RefSeq, a predicted model, not a curated record
AUGACUUACAACAGAAGAGUUCCUCUAUGGAAUAACUCUGACUCCUCUCACCCUCUCGCCAAUUUCACUACCCAUUUUUCUUUCUCUCAAACGGUUGGCGACGCAUUCGGGACUGGACUCUCUUUUUUCAUUACUUCUUCUGACUUGGAGCCAUCUGUAAAUGCCGCUGGUCUCAACUUCUCCAGUCAUAUUAUAGUGGUGGAGUUUGAUUCGUUCAUCAAUCAUGCCGGCUUGGUUGACAACUAUGUGACAAUCAAAGUGAAUAGCGUUGUUUGCAAGACCUCAGUCAGAAUCUUUCUCGGAACGUCAAGGUUGGCUUCUCCGCUUCCACCUUCCACCGAAUUAGAUUCAGUGGUGCUCCAUGACAUCUACGGAUGGGAGUUUUCUGCUCAAUAUUCAUGGGAUAUCAACACUCAGCCCGAAAGUCCACCAUUCCAGACAAAUAAGAGAAGAAAUGAUGUUCUGUUGUUUGUUACAGCAUGCGUGGCGAUGCUAGUGACCACAAUGGUUGGUUUGGCGCUGCUCUUAGCCCGGUGGCUGCGUGGUAAUACAAAUAAGCUGAAAAGCAGAGAGCUGGACAAGCAUUUUGCUCCAGGCCCGCGUAAGUUUUCCUACGCUGUCCUCCGAUCUGCAACGAAUAACUUCAGCAACGAUCAAAUGCUUGGAAAAGGAGGCUUCGGGCAAGUCUACAAAGGCUUCUUAUCUGCGUCAAAGGAGAUCGUUGCAGUGAAAAAAUUAUCGCAAGGCUCCAAACAAGGCCAAAAAGAAUAUAUUUCAGAAGUGAGUAUAAUCUCUAAGCUCAGGCAUCGGAACCUUGUGCAGCUCCACGGAUGGUGCCAUGAAAAGGGUCACCUGCUUCUUGUCUACGAGUUUCUACCAAGCGGAAGCCUCGACAAAUAUUUAUUUGGGGAGCAGAAGAAGGGUGCCCUGAAAUGGGAGAGAAGGUACAGCAUUACAUGUGACAUAGCCUCUGCUCUUUUGUAUCUCCAUGAAGAUUGGGACGAGCCUGUUGUGCACAGAGAUAUAAAGGCAAGCAAUGUAAUGCUGGAUGGGGAAUUCAAAGCAAAGCUGGGGGAUUUUGGGCUGGCGAGAGUGUUGGAACGCGAGCGUGGAGUCUCCCACACAACAGUGGUGGCAGGCACAUUUGGGUAUCUUGCACUCGAAUAUAUCUUUACCAGAAAGGCAAGCUUAGAAUCAGAUGUCUUCAGCUUUGGGGCAGUGUGUCUGGAAAUUGCGUGCGGGAGGAGGGCUAUAGAUCGGAGCUUGGAUGAUCAUAAUUGGAGAUUAGUCGAAUGGGUUUGGGACCUGUAUGGAAAGGGGAAGAUUUUGGACGCCGCAGAUGCAAAGUUGGGUGGAAAUUUAAACGGCGAGGAGAUGGAAAGCGUGUUGUUAGUGGGGUUGUUGUGCUCUCAUCCGGAUCCCAAAGCCAGACUGAGUAUAAGACAGGUGGUUGAUAUCCUGAAAAUGAAAGCUCCACUCCCUCCUCUUCCUCCAAGUUAUCCAGAAACCGUGUACACUACCUCUCAUGGUCCUGUCUUUGCUUUAUCGUUGAUGUCUAAUGGAACAUUUUGUACGGCAGAGAGUGCCUGGAAUAUUGAGAGUGCAUAA